Messenger RNA from Bufo bufo (common toad), 1809 nucleotides. It is a transcript of the gene TFAP2E, whose product is annotated as transcription factor AP-2 epsilon. Gene Ontology annotation, molecular function: DNA-binding transcription factor activity, RNA polymerase II-specific; RNA polymerase II transcription regulatory region sequence-specific DNA binding. Gene Ontology annotation, cellular component: nucleus. The transcript is spliced from 7 exons. NCBI's taxonomy places the organism in Eukaryota, Metazoa, Chordata, Amphibia, Anura, Bufonidae. The coding region runs from base 196 to 1491 and encodes 431 amino acids. Gene Ontology annotation, biological process: regulation of transcription by RNA polymerase II; regulation of cell population proliferation; anatomical structure development. The record is from RefSeq and is a predicted model, not a curated record.
GCCUCUAUAUCUGGAGUGUAUGGAGAUGCCUGAGGCUCAGAGGAGUGGGAGCACUGGCGAGCUGAGGAACUUGAGGCUCCGCUCCGUAUCGGACUCCCCCUAUGGAUACAGCUCCUGACCUCUCAUCCUGAGGACCUGCCGCCUGCUCAGCUCCAGACUUCUCUGCCGGACUCUGCCAACAACUCCGCCGCCCUCAUGUUGGUCCACGCGUACUCUGCCAUGGAGCGCUCUGAUGCCCUGAAUGGAGCCAGCGGUGGUCGCCUGUCCCAGCUGUCCUCUCUGAACCAGGGGGCUUACUCCUCGGCUCCCCCGCUCUGCCACACUCCAGCAUCUGAUUUCCAGCCCCCCUACUUUCCUCCCCCAUACCCACAACCUACCUUGUCUUACUCCCAGAGCCAGGAGUCUGGAUACCCCCACCUGGGAGACCCCUACAGUGGCAUAAACCCCAUCCAUCAGCACCAGCAGUCGGCAUGGCACACGCAGAGAAGUCGCCAGGAAGACGCAGGGCUGCUUUCCCAGGCACACAGGGGGCUCAGCCUGGACCCUCGAAGGGACUAUGGGGGGGUUCAUCGUCUGCUGCCCGGGCUGGGAGAUGGUGGGCACAGCCUGGCAGAGAGUGCCCUGUCCAUACAUGCGCUGUCACACCACAACAUAGAAGACAUGCAGGUGGUGGAUGAGUCAGGAGUCAGUCUGCUGGACCAGUCUGUCAUCAAAAAAGUUCCAAUGAAGAACAGCAGCAGCAUGAUGUCCUCUCUCACUCUGAAUAAAGAAGGCCUCAUAGGAGGAGUAUCGAAUCCAAACGAGGUUUUCUGUUCUGUCCCUGGCCGACUGUCUCUACUUAGUUCCACCUCCAAAUACAAGGUGACAGUAGGGGAGGUCCAGAGACGCCUGUCACCUCCUGAGUGUCUUAAUGCAUCUCUACUUGGAGGAGUACUAAGAAGGGCGAAAUCAAAGAAUGGUGGUCGUUGUCUACGUGAGAGGUUGGAAAAAAUUGGUUUAAAUCUGCCUGCAGGAAGACGUAAAGCUGCCAAUGUGACUCUACUAACAUCUCUGGUCGAGGGUGAGGCUGUCCAUCUUGCCCGAGAUUUUGGCUAUGUUUGUGAGACAGAGUUCCCAGCAAAAGCUGCAGCUGAGUAUCUGUGUCGACAACACUCUGAUCCCUCUGAGCUCCACACGCGGAAAAACAUGCUUCUUGCUACCAAACAGAUAUGCAAAGAGUUUUCUGACUUAAUGGCCCAAGAUCGUUCUCCAUUGGGAAACAGCCGUCCAUCUCUUAUCCUGGAGCCUGGAGUACAGAGCUGCUUAACUCACUUCAGCUUAAUCACUCAUGGGUUUGGAGUACCAGCCAUAUGUGCAGCACUCACUGCCUUCCAGAACUACCUACUUGAGUCUCUAAAAGGCAUGGAUAAGAUCUUCAUGAGCAGCACAGGGAAUGGACACUCUGUAGGAGACUCCAAACCUACAGAGAAGGAACUUAAACAUAGGAAAUAGCCCAGUGUGACAAUAAUGAAGAGGGCCUGAAAGUGAGGUUGAUCUCUUGGAAACCAAGAUUAAAUAGCAGUGGUGGAAACACAGAAUGAUUUCAUGUCCUGGAGUUAAAGAUACACCUUAUAAGGAGGAUCCACAUUGAAAAAAGAGAUGGAAAAAUGAUAGGAAGACAUCUCGGCAUCCUGGUACUUAUUGCAGAUAUGAAGAUAUAUUUUAUACUUGCGCUAGUCAGUAACAUAACAUGCACACACAGACUGUUAUAAUGACUAUGAAGGACUUCUGUAACUUUUCUACAAUGUGACAAGAAAAUACAGGCAACAU